AUGAGUCUGCUGCUGUCGCCCUUUGUGUGCUGCUAUGCUGGCUGCAGCGACGAAGGAGAGCUCCAGGCCGAGAUGGAAACCAAACUGAAGAUGCAGCGCUCGCCUUUCGACGCUGAAUGGCGAGAUGUGACGCAGUUAAUGAGUGCAGCUGCCAAGGAGCUCAAAGUGGGGCAGCUGGUGCACGAAGACGACUUCAACCUCUUUGAUUCCAUGUCAGCGUUAGAGCUAAUGGACCCCAAGAUGGACUCGGGGAUGCUGGUCAACGGUGUCCCACCACAGUCAAUCUCGGCUCGCCUGGAAAGCGGCUCAGUGCCUCUAGAGUUCUCAUCGCCUCGUGACGUGCUGGCUACGCUCGACGAGCUAUUCUGUUGCGAGGCGGGAUGGCUCAAUGGACUACCGCUUGCGCAGUCUCUAUUGACGAGUGUGUACAUGCACCGAGACCCGCUGAACGCUCUCUGUGCGCAGCUUGUUUCUCCAUUGGAGAGCUUAGUGGCGGUAGAUGCGGAUGUGCGACAAGUGCUGAAAGAGAAUGUGGGCAACACGGCAAAAGAUUCGCUUCUGCUUGUCGUGUGUUCGAUGAUUUUGGCGACACUGAAGACUGCGGACCUUGUGCGAGAUGCUGCUCUGCGCGCCGAUAUCUACGAGGAGGAGGAUUUCUCACCUGGAAAUGGAUUUGACGUUGGUGUUUUGGCGCCAGUUUCCGUAGAGACGAUCGAUGUCUUGCUGCAGGUGACAUUGGAAGGAUUGGAAGUGCUACUGACGCAACACAAGGCCUCGUCUUCUAAGAAAUCGUCAAAGAAGAAACACGGCAAGAAGGGAGGUGCACCAGCCACAGGCAAUUGCGAAAGCUUUAGUGCAUGUGGCUACGAACUGCUCUACCCCAACGCUCGAGUUGGUGCCAUGCUUUGUGAGGCAUUUAUUCGUCGAGUUCGGAUACGAAGAGAGCUGCUGCGUACGUACGCUGGUUUGGGCUUGGCAGAGGGGGCAUUGGAUUUGCAAGAGGCUAGAGAAGGCUUUCAUCGUGCUUACGAGCUGGUUCAAGGGAUGUCUACUGAGAGAUUGGAGCUUGACCCUGAGUGCUUUAGUGGAAAGUCUUUUGGGUUUGAUCCGAGCAUCAGUCGCCUGCUUCUGUCUGGGUCACCACCGCGUGAUGUCAAGGUGCCGUCUUUUGAUGAAGCUUUGGAGCAGACGAAGAAGGUGCUGGAGGAAAUGGUGGUUGGCUGCUCGCCACCGGAUUGGAGGUGUAUGGAAGAUCUGCGCAUCUUCUUGGUGAAGUUUUCCAGACAGCAGCCCACAAUUGUUGCUCGUUCGUACGUAUUGGUGAGUGCUGUUCUCUUCCUGUACGCCGACGGUAAAAUCUACGCCAAAUACAACUUCAUGGACUGGCUGUCUGCAUCUAUGGUGAUGAACGGCGUGCCUUCGGUGCUACUUUCAACUCAAGAAGGCGUGCUGUACUCGUCCCGGUGCAUUGAAACCGUGUACGAGUCGUUGAAGGUGUUUUUGCACAAUCGAUCUCGCCAACGCACCCGGAUUGAAUAUUUAUUGGACGAGUGGAGUAUUCUUCAAGCGGAAGCAACUGCAGUAGAUGGAAAAUUCACCACUGAGAUGAGUAUUCCGGUACCUGCCUACCCGCGAUACUUUACAGCCUGGUCUCUCGAGGAGUCGGUACAAUUGAUGCUUCAAUACGUGGUGCUGGGUCUAGAACUGGAACUCUACGCACCUUCCGAGUUUGGAACGACAUACUGGUAUCUGGACUACUUGGAAGGCUCGCGUCUUCAAAACCUGAACGUCACCUGGACUUUCGUUGAAAAAAUGAAAGAGAUUAUGCCUUCCACUCAUGGCCACGGACCUCCAGCAACGGAGCAGCCAAAAGAAGAGAGUCAUGAGCCAACUCCUGCUGAAAACGUAGCAGGUAAAUCUUCUAAAAAGGCGAAGACAAAACACAAGAAGCAUCACAAUAAUACUGGCACCACGGAAGCCCCGGAGCCUGCUCGUGAGCUUGCUGACCCCACCAAGGCGCGUUUUCUUCGUGAAAUCAAGUACACGGAGCUGCUACGCAGUCUGAUGCGCGCCUACUUCCAGCUGUUCAAUGCACUGGAGCGUGAGGACCUUGUUCAAGUCAAGACGCCCGCCUAUAGCACAUUUGCGAUCCGCUUCCAGCAUCGCUUUGCUGCGUUCCAGAAGCUUCAUUUUCCCGCUGCUCUCACGUACGAGGACUUUAGUCAGAACAGCGAUUUCUCCCUGUACGAAGUAGAUCUCAUCUACAAGUCGGCCGAGGAGUGUUUUAAGACGGCGCGUACACAUGCCGAGGCGUUGCUAAGCGACGAGGAAGCAGUCAACACACUCGUUACCGUAGGUGGCGUGGGUCUUGUUCGCGGCUUUGAGCUUCAGUCGCUGCUUAAGGUGUCCAUCUCCAAUUGCGUCCGUCUCGCACAGCGCAGCCAGAAUGCAGGAAGCAAGGCGAAGAAGACAAAGGAUUCGAAGAAUCAGAUGGAGUUCGACCUCUCGAUCCACCCACACUUCCCCGUGGUAGUCUUUCCUUCGCAGUGA
Molecule: messenger RNA, 2550 nt
Organism: Phytophthora infestans T30-4
Lineage: Eukaryota; Oomycota; Peronosporomycetes; Peronosporales; Peronosporaceae
Exons: 6
Coding region: 1-2550 (849 amino acids)
Biological process (GO): N-terminal peptidyl-methionine acetylation
Cellular component (GO): NatC complex
Source: RefSeq, a predicted model, not a curated record